CGGGUUUAUAAAAAGGACCCGUCACGGCUACACCUACGCGAUUCCAGCAAUUCAGUACCCUUCCAUCAUGCAUGUGGCGCAGGAAAGCUUGAAAUUAUGGAGUUUAUACUCGAGAAAGGAGGAGAAUUGGAAGCCUUUGAUGGUCAAGGAAACACUGCCUUGCACUGGGCAGCAGAGAAGGGCCAGGCAGCAGCUAUUGAUUUCCUCAUACUCAAAGGCAUCAGUCCGAACCCCAUGAACCAUCAGUGUAUGACACCUCUGCAUACAGCAUGUGAUCUAGAUGUUGCAGACUCAGUCGAUGCAUUAUGCAAACAUCGACCACUGGUAGAUAUAGACUGUUCGGGAGAGUUGGGUCAGACACCUCUUCAUUACUGCGCAGUUAGAGAUAGUGUGAACGCCGCAAGAAAACUGCUUGAAUUUACCCCAGCUCUUUCUCGACCCGACCAAAAUGGCGUUUACCCGAUCCAUGCUGCUGCUACCCAUGCCUCUGCCAGGGUGAUGGAACUUCUCUUCGUGGAAUCGGAGAGGCCAGGCAGUGAUCGGUCAUCGCUCCUCACGGUGACAGAUAAGGAGGGCAACUCGGCCCUCCAUUCGGCCGUCAACAGCGGGGACUUCGCUGCAGUUAAACUCUGCCUUAAAUACGGAGCGAGAAUUGAUAUACAACAGGCUGAUAAGUCAACGCCAGUGCACUUAGCAUCAUCUCAAGGCGCUCUUGAUAUGGUCCAGCUCAUGUUCAACUCUCAAGAUGAAAACAGAAAAUCACUUCGACUCAAGGAUGUACAAAACCAAACACCUUUACACAAGGCCGCCAUGUUUGAUCAUGCAGAAGUGGUGACGUAUCUGAUAAAUGAGGGAAGUGAUUACAAUGCCAAGGAUCGACAAUGCCGUACACCUCUGCUUCUCGCUACUGCACGAGGUGCCUGGCGCGCAGUCCGUACGCUGCUCCAACGAGGUGCAGACUUUACACAGACAGAUUGUGACAAGCGAAAUGUACUACAUCUGGCGCUUCUCCACGGGGGCAAUCUGGAUUUCUUCGGUAGGGAGUUUUUCAAGCAGAAAGAAGGAGCAUUGGAACUGCUUAACCAGCGGGACUGUUCGGGCUGUACACCGAUGCACUACGCCACCCAACAGGGCAAUAUCAAGUCUGUCCAAGGCCUUAUCGACCUCGGUGCUACCGUCAACCUGAAGAACAAAGAAAAACAAUCACCUCUUCAUUUCGCAGCCAGGUAUGGUCGUCUGAAUUCGUGUAAACGACUACUCGAUAGUGCGAUAGGACCUCAUAUCUUGAACGAGAGCGACGGUGCGGGUCGGACAGCACUCCACAUCGCAUCGUGGAGCGGUCAUGUUAAACUUGUACAACUCUUACUCAGUAAAGGAGCAUUAUUGCAUAGGGAUCAUGAAGGAAGGACACCUCUUCACUUGGCUGCCGUAGAGGGCUACAUCAAUACAAUGAAAGGUUUAUUAGCUACACAUCCUCAUCUUAUGAAUCAAACAGACGAUGAAGGGAACACUGCCUUACACUUGGCGGCUCGAGCUGGCCAGGCUGCCGUCGUCACAUUCCUACUCGACAGUCAAGCCGCAUUGUUACGUAAUAAUUCGGACCAGAGCUGCAUGGAAGUGGCUAUCGAGUGCAGAAACAAAGAUGUCGCCAUGGCCUUUGUCAUGAACGAAAGGUGGCAUGAAGCGAUGGACGAUUGUGGGGAGAGGAAGGCACCUCAUAUGCUCGGCCUUAUCGAACAGUUACCAGAAGUGGCUUAUACUGUUUUAGAAAGGUGUCAAACAGAGAAGAAAGCUGACGAAGAAGACCCAAGAAGUCGGCGGAAUUACGACUUUACCUAUCUCCGAUGUACAAAGGAUAAGCAAUCUAAGUUUCUCAAUAGUGAAGAAGGAUUUGUUCCCCUUCUGGUGUUAAAUACAAUGGUGAAAUUCAACAGAAUCAACUUGUUAUCCCACCCAGUGUGUGUUAAUUAUCUUGCAAUGAAAUGGAAUGCCUAUGGACGAGCCUGUCACGUGACUAACAUCACGAUCUACCUAGUCUUUGUUUUCUUCCUAACCUACUUUGUGUGUAUUACCGACGUACCUGAUAGCUUCCGGGUCGCCAACCGUACAUCGUUUGAAGAUAGCCAGUCAGUUGAAGAAUACCUUCGGUUACCGUACGCAGAUUUUACCAUGUCAACUAUUGUUGCUGUAUGGGUGAUCUGUGGGUUUGCUUCUAUGAAUAUACUGAAGGAAAUCGUCCAGCUCUUGCAACAGGCAAGUAUAACCGGUAAAGGGAGAUACUUCUAUGAAUUCACCAAUCUGCUAGAAUGGACGCUCUAUGCCACAUCAUUAGCCUUCGUUGCCCCGUACCUCGCCGGGGAGAACAAAGAUUUCCAGUGGCAGUGUGGUGCAAUCGCAGUUUUCCUAGCCUGGUUUAACUUUUUACUUUAUUUACAAAGAUUCGAUAUAUUUGGUAUCUACGUGGUGAUGUUCCUAGAAAUUCUUCGUACACUAGUCCAGGUUCUAUUAGUCUUCUCAAUCCUCAUAGUUGCAUUCGGUCUCACCUUCCAUAUCUUAUUACCAAGAGAGGACAACCACGCGCAUAACACCCCAGCGAUGUCACUGCUACGCGUUUCCACCGCGCUACUCCUCGGCGAACUCGACUUCAUCAAUUCGUUCGUCGAUCCGCUCAACGAUGGUGACAACGUCACAAUGCCUUACCCAGAACUCACAUAUUUCUUUCUUAUUGGCCUCGUAUUACUGAUGCCAAUCCUACUUAUGAAUCUAUUGAUUGGUUUGGCUGUUGGUGAUAUCGCCUCCAUGCAACAUAAUGCCCAUCUCAAGCGGCUGGCUAUGCAGGUUGAACUUCAUACAGAUCUGGAGCAGAAGCUUCCUGCUCGCAUCCUCAAGGCUGGCGAGAGAGACCAAUACACAGUGUAUACACAUACCGCCAAGUACUUUAUACUCAGGGCCCGUGAGAGAGGGAAAUACUUCUUCUAUAUUAAGAUGCUUCAGUACUUCAUAUAUAGGAUUUGGAAUAAAAUCCGAGAAACGGCUGGUAUGGAAGGCAACGCGAUUGGGUCCAAAAUGGGAGGAGAUGCGGCGAACGACCCUCAGCUUGUUAUUCUACAAAACGAGAUGAUUAGCCAGAAAAGAAGACUGAAAGAGGUCAAAGAGCAGCUGGACCGCCAAUACGACUUGCUACGUCUUAUCGUGCAGAAGAUGGAGAUCCGAAGCGAGGCUGAGGACAGAGACGAAGGCGAGGGUCCCGGCGGAGAGAACGGCAGAUGGUUCCCUUCCUCCAACUAUUGCACCGACUUCUCGCAGUUCAUGUCGGCACGAAGCUCCAGGAGAUCUAGUCUUGCUAGUGUUGGGGUUGGUACGGUCGUCAGGCAGGACAGCGCCCCCACCGUUCCAACCAGAUCAUCACCAUCAUCUGUGCGUGCUUCCUCGACUUGGAGCCUUCCUCGGACGCGGUUACUAUCAUCAUCAGAAUCAAUGAUAUGAAGUCCCCUACACACACAAUGAUUUGUGAUGUGACAUUUACUUUAAGUUAAUUCUUUAUUUUAUGUGAUGGGAAUUACGAUAUGCAAAAUUUAAAUAAACACUAGCAUUUUUUCAUGUCAAAAUUCUAAGAAUUAUCGAUAUCUUUGUGUAAGGACGAAAUGCUCCCUUCCAAGUUGUCUGAAUUCAUGAAUGAAUGCCCAAUCUUAUAACUGAAAAUGUACAAGCAUAUAAGACAUAUAGCUUGGAAAUUACUAUCUGAUAGUUCCCAACGGUAAUAUCUGCGGAAAGAAAUUUUAGAUUGUAAGUCGCAUUCGAUGUACUUCCUGCCUGCUGUUUUGAUUUCCUUGUUAGAACUGACAAAGGGAUGUUUCUAUGAAUGCUGUACAAAUGUGAUUUUAGUUUUAUAAGAUUGGUCUUGACUCGUAAUAUCCAGGGAAAUCUCAUUAAAAAAUGAAAAAGGAGAGCCCAUGUCUUAAUACGAUACAAUACUAAUCCUUCGAUCCUUCCAUUUUGAACGGUGUCUCCCUUUUUGCAAUCCGCUUACCAAGAACAUGUAUCAAGUUUGCGACUUUAUGAACCUCCAUAUUCACAACCCAACGCGAAAUUUCCAUGGCGCCGCACUUUUGGAAACCAUCAUACAUGUAAUUCAUUAUAACUAAUCUCUUGGAGACGUUUAUCAACAAAAAAUGGAAAGAUAUCAAUACAUUUGUAUCGACCAUUAUUAGGCCUACCUUAUCGGAGAGGGGGAUACUGAAUAAACCCCUUUUGGCUACAGUCACACACACACCAUAACGGUUCUAGACCGAUCAAGCCUAGAGUCAUACCGAUUAAGCAAUUAAACGGUAUUACAUCGGUGGGUUAGGAAUCAGUAUCAUUGUCGUUGUGAGUGUAGCAUGGGUUUAAUGGUACAGUCUAACCAAAGAAACCGGCACAAAGCGAUCAAGCCAUUACGUUAUUUGGAAUGACAAUGCAUCGGUCGGUUAGAGGGCGGUUUCGUUGGUGUAACUGAGUACAAUUGGGAGUGCCGUUGUAGAAAAAAGAACAGUGCAAUGGAAUUGAGUUAAGUCAUUCAGUCUCAAACAUUUCAAAUGUUUAUUUUUUGACGAAUGUAGAUAUCAAAUCUCGUUUCUCAUUGGAGGAGGACUUACUAUAGUCAGCAUAAAAACAAUCCAAAUGAUUUUUUUACAUGACGUAAUGGCCCAAUUGAUGCCUAUGCUUAGUAAUGGUAAUAUUUAGCUGGGGUCUUCUUGUACAUGCAUGCCUAACAUACUACACCAUCGGCGACUCCUCAACCAAUUCUCCUUUUCAAGAUUCACUACAGACUGGUCAACAUGCCAAAGUCAGCUAUAGUCACUCCGGCAACAUAUGUUGCAAGGAAGGACCAUACACUGAAAUUUGCUGUGCCAAAAUCGUUGAUUCCUACAAAUACUUCUUCCCAAGGAAAAUCCGAAUAUGGAACCACCUGCCUGGCGAAGUUGUAUCCAAAACAGGUCUACCAGCAUUCAAAGAGGCUACACUUUCCAUUAUUAGAAAUCUGCAGCCUCCAACCGGAUCUCUUGUUCUUUAAGAUGUAUCCAGGUUUUUACCUAUAUGGUUUUUACUUCCGCAACACACUCUCCUUUAUCGUAAAAUAGAUAUCUUCACUGUGGCACCAAUCGUAAAAGUUGUAAAAGUUGAUUCCAAUUUAGCUUUUUGGAGCUGCGAGAGGAAUUAUCUCAUCAAGUAUCAAGUAACAAAAUAUCAUUCACCCACUGACAUAGCAACAGACCUCGCUCAUUACUUUACCCAUUAUCAUUGUCUUUAGGCGCAUCAUGUACAUGUACAAUACAUUGAUGAUGGUAAUUAUGACAGUUUACCUGGGGUAGCUACUUCAGUUCAAUUAUUGCUCUACCUACGAGCCUUGCAUGAAAUAAAAUUUCUAUUAUCCUUUCAAGCCUAAAUGGUUGACUUUGAGCUAGGAGGCACACGUCUUAGGCAUGACUCGGUCUAGGAUUAAACCCAGUACGACAUCCUGUUUAUUACCAUGAUUGUGUAUAGCCCUUUAUGGGUAUUCAUGAAUUUUGCAAAGCAAAAGUAUACAUCGUACACAAGUUGCUCUAGUUAUCGUUAUAAUUCAUCAUUUGAGUGACAGUCACUUAAUGGAAAUUAGUUCUCUUUCAUGUAGACUUAUACAAAUCACACUGUAAUACGAUGAGCAUGGUGAGAAAUGCAGUGUAAGUGUAGACUUUUUAACGAAAAUCAAAGAAGUUUUAAAUACAUAUUUAUAUUUCAGUUGCAUUUUUUUGUAAAUAUCUUUACAGUGCUCAAUCUGAAACAUAAUUAUCAUUUCUCGUCACAAUACCACGGUCCUUGGGUGUAACAUGAUAAGGAGAUGCGCGAGAUAUUUUAUUUCAUUCUAUUAAUUUUUCAAUUCUGGUUAAAAAAUGUAACAUACAUUUAAUGGUAUACACGAAUAAUAAAGAAUGAAUAUAAAAAUACGGGGAAAGAGAAUAGGUAAUCAAUCUUCCGCAGACUUAUAAAUUAUCAAAAGUGGUGUAAAAAAAGGGGGGGUAUAUGCAAUAUCUCAGAGUAAAAUGUAUACAGUCUUAUAAUGAAUAUUCCUCACAUUUAUUAUUUUUUUUCGUUUACUUUAAAUUGAUUGCAUUUGGUUCACAAUAGACUUACAAUAACGAUUGUUCGUAAAAUUGAGCGUAGUGUUGUGCUACAUUUUCCUAGUCAUGUUGCCAUGAUAUUUUCCCUUUUAUCAUUUUUUGUCAUUUAAGAUAUUAAAGGUUAAGUCCACCUCAAAAGAGUGUUGAUUUGAAUUGA
Messenger RNA from Lytechinus variegatus (green sea urchin), 6294 nucleotides. RefSeq names its product transient receptor potential cation channel subfamily A member 1-like. The record is from RefSeq and is a predicted model, not a curated record. Gene Ontology annotation, biological process: transmembrane transport; monoatomic ion transport. Lineage: Eukaryota; Metazoa; Echinodermata; Echinoidea; Temnopleuroida; Toxopneustidae. Gene Ontology annotation, cellular component: membrane. The coding region runs from base 97 to 3486 and encodes 1129 amino acids. Gene Ontology annotation, molecular function: protein binding; monoatomic ion channel activity. The transcript has 26 exons.